AUGCAUUCUCCAAUCCAGCUCGCAGCCGUUGUCCUCCUCGCCAUGAGCGGUGUUGUCUCUGCCGUUCCUGGCAAGACCACAACCCCAGCCGCUCCCCCAGUCUAUGGCGGAACUUCGACCACUUCUACUAAGAAGGCCAGCCCCACUUGCAGUCUCAGUACCAUUACUGACAAAUCCGUUGGAUAUUCUACCUACACCACUGCCAAGCUCAUUACCAAGCAUGUACCCACCACAGUAGUCACGCCAUGGACCUCCGAGAAGGUCAAGACUAUUCCCUACACUACUACAAUCACGAAACACGUGCCAUACACCUCUACGAAGACUGUGACAGUCACCAAAUCCACUUCAAAGGUCACCAAGAGCACCACAAAGGUCGGCGUGCCAACCACUGUUUGGUCCACGUACACCACCAGCAAGCCCGUUGUGCAGACCAAAUACACAGACAGUGUCAUCGAGGUCACUGCACCUUGCACCACUGUCAUCGAGACGGUCACCACGGAGACUGGCUCUCAUCCCAGCACCAUUGUUUCCACCGGAGCAUCUGUCACGACCAAGCACGAGACUGGAGCAUCGAGCUACACCACCAAGGCACCAAGCGUCAGCACCUCGAUCUGCACCGAGUCCAAGCCAUUCACCACCACAAAGUACACUACGACGAGCAUCUGUGGUCCUAAGCCAUACUAG
Ramularia collo-cygni is the source of this 684-nucleotide messenger RNA. RefSeq lists its product as uncharacterized. The transcript has 2 exons. Lineage: Eukaryota; Fungi; Ascomycota; Dothideomycetes; Mycosphaerellales; Mycosphaerellaceae. The record is from RefSeq and is a predicted model, not a curated record. The coding region runs from base 1 to 684 and encodes 227 amino acids.